Scatophagus argus is the source of this 1747-nucleotide messenger RNA. RefSeq names its product adenosine receptor A1-like. Gene Ontology annotation, biological process: G protein-coupled adenosine receptor signaling pathway. The transcript is spliced from 2 exons. Gene Ontology annotation, molecular function: G protein-coupled adenosine receptor activity. The record is from RefSeq and is a predicted model, not a curated record. Gene Ontology annotation, cellular component: membrane; synapse; dendrite. NCBI's taxonomy places the organism in Eukaryota, Metazoa, Chordata, Actinopteri, Scatophagidae. The coding region runs from base 84 to 1127 and encodes 347 amino acids.
CCCACACCGUUCUGCUUGGAGGCAUAGAGAGAUCAGAAUGUGGUUUUGUGAUUUGCUCUUAAUAAAAACCACAGCUUCUACUUAUGUUUCAUUGCAGAGAAAAGGUUGAGGACUUCCUCAAUGGUUUCACAAGAGCACAUUCAGACACACUACACCAUUACCUAUCAGACAUUAGCUGGAUAAGAAGCACAAAAGAUGUGGAAGUGAUUUACACAUUGUUAGAGGUGCUCAUUGCUGGUAGUUGUUGUCUUGGUAAUGCGUUGGUUAUUUUGGCACUGUGGACCAGUAAAAGCAUUCAGCAGCCUACCUUCUGCCUUAUUAUCUCUCUGGCUGUGGCUGACUUUCUGGUUGGCUGCUUGGCCAUACCGUUGGCUGUGGUGGUGGACGGACGGGUGGAGACUUCAUUCCAUGGUUGUCUUUUCCUCAGCUGUGUGGUCAUCCUGUUGACCCUGGUCUCAGUGCUGUCUCUCACCGCUAUUGCAGUGGACCGAUACCUCCGGGUGUACAUCCCUCUCAGGUACAAAAGGACUGUGGCGCAGAGACACUCUUGGUUUGUUGUAGCAGCAUGCUGGCUUGUUGCAUUACCUCUGAGUUUUGCUCCCAUGCUCGGGUGGAACAACCAGGAAACCUUGUCUAACUCAGUCAACUCCACGAUUGUCUGUCGGUUUAUAACAGUGAUCCCCAUGUCAUACUUGGUUUACUUCAACUUUUUCCUCUGUACUCUCAUCCCUCUGUUGGUGAUGAUUGUAUUGUAUGGCUACAUUUUCUGUACUACUCGAGGAAACCUUCGAGAGAAACCAGGCAAUGGUGCCCAAAUCCAGUCUCAGAACUACCUGAGGAAAGAGAAACAGCUGGCAGGAUCCCUGUCUCUGGUCUUGGCUCUGUUUGCCCUGUCUUGGCUCCCUCUGCACAACAUGAACUGCAUCGCUUACUUUGGUGGGCCGAAUGAUAUUCUAGAAACAGCCUUUUAUGUUGGCAUCCUGCUUUCUCAUGCCAAAUCAGCUGUAAACCCAGUUGUGUAUGCAUUUAAAAUAAAAAAGGUUAAGACAGCUUAUCUGAAGCUCUGGACGCAUGAAGGGAAUAGUUCCUUCUUGUGUGUGGGGUGUGAUUUUUUUUUGUCUAUUUGACAAAACAGGCACAAUGUUGAACACAAUGAUUAAUGCCAUGUUUUUUGUACUCAUCUGUGUGUGUGUAUUUAAUUGUGUAAAGUUUUUUUAUCUUGGAAAUUCAAAUAUGAGUCCUGUAGUUUAUCAGCUGUGAUAUCAGAAACAUUAUAUUUUAGGUUUGUGGUUAGCUGUGAGCUCAUUUUUUUUUCAUGUUAAAGUUUUGCUGUUUAGUGUUACAUUUUGUUGUGUACAUAUACUUCAUAUGUAUUUACUCACUUAAAUGUGUCUCCUAAAAUGUGAUGAAAACAUAGUUUCAGGAGUAUGAGGAAGUGAGAAUGUCCAUAAUCUAUAUUUGGCAUACAUGAAAUAGUUUGCUCUGCUGCUUUUGGACUUGUAUAGCCAAACAUUACAAAAAUAUUUUCAACUAACUGUCAUUUUCCACUCUUUAAAGCACUCAGUAAUAAGUAUUAAAGAACUGUAUCAAGUUAUUAUGAAAAACAGUCGUUUAGUAUGUAUUUUUUUUUCAGAGUGAUGUGUGUUUACCGUUUGUGUUGAUCAACUAACAUGCAUCAUAACCUAAUCUCUUCAGUCUACACUAGUGCACUUUCAAGCCUCUCUGUGCACAGUUUGCAACCACCCUA